AUCAGUUGCUGUCAAGAUCAUCAGACGACGGUUCAAGACUCUCGCAUUUCUUAAACUACCUUUUCUCGCCAUGUCAGGACUAGGUAGUCCCCGUGAUGUGGAAACCACUAUCAAUUAUUACCGAGAUCCUGGCGAUGGAAGCGAGCAUGCACCUAGCAUUGCAGGCAAACGAAGCACAUUCACCCAGCCAUCAGUCGAAUUUGAAACGCUUGUUCACGAUAUCACCGGGAACGAACGCAGUUUUACCCUCGAUAGCCACGGAUUCCAGCUGUGUCGCCACACUAGCCAGUUGGUGGACUUUACGAGUGAUCGACAGAUAAAAGAGGUGUACUAUCCCGAGAUCGAAACGCUUUUAUCGCAAAUCACCGGUGCCUCCCGAUUACACAUUUUUGACCACACUAUUCGGAGACCGAACCCCUCGGCCGCACACUCUGACGAAGAACGCCGACCAGUGAAAAGAGCCCACAUUGACCAGUCAGAGUGGGGUGCGAUUAAUCAAGUCAAACGUCACCUAGGGGAAGAAGCCUCUCGACUACUGCAAUCGAGAUUCCAGGUCAUCAAUGUUUGGCGUCCAAUCAAGACGAUCUACAAAGAUCCUCUGGCGGUUUGCGACUCUCAUUCGGUGUUAGAAACCGACAUCUUGCCUGUCAAGCUCAUUUAUCCGGACUGGGUGGGUGAGCCGUGUACAAUUCUUCCUAACGGCGGUCAUCGUUGGUACUACAAAAGCUUUCAAACACCUGAAGAGGUGAUGCUUAUCAAGUGUCAUGACUGGAAGGCGGAUGGGCGCGCCAGGAGGGUUCCACACGCUGCGUUUACAGACGCCGAGAUGAUUGACAGAGAGCCAAGACAAAGUAUUGAAGUAAGAGUCCUUGUUUUUCACGAGGAUGACAUGGAUAAGACUUGACCAAUUAUAUACAGCCAUCAUUUUUUCACCUUUGAGCUUCCAUUUUGUUGCUCUCAAGCUUCAAAUCCCCACGCGGCCGAACAGUCCUGUCAAGGCUUUCAUCGUUAAACUGCUAGGAUACGGAGGACUAUCAAGUUGGACUUUUUCGUCUGCAUACGCCCAAAAAUCGAAAGGCUCCAUACAACAAUGUGCAGGCCAGGCAAUUUCUUCGGUGGACAUAGCAUCUGGUUUCUUCAGGCCAACGCAAUUCAGUCGUCGCACUUAGUGUUUAGGUCUAUGCUCAGUAAUC
Molecule: messenger RNA, 1193 nt
Organism: Colletotrichum godetiae
Lineage: Eukaryota; Fungi; Ascomycota; Sordariomycetes; Glomerellales; Glomerellaceae
Exons: 2
Coding region: 71-904 (277 amino acids)
Molecular function (GO): oxidoreductase activity
Source: RefSeq, a predicted model, not a curated record